This is a messenger RNA of Hyphopichia burtonii NRRL Y-1933, 2262 nucleotides long. It is a transcript of the gene CEX1, whose product is annotated as Cex1p. The record is from RefSeq and is a predicted model, not a curated record. The transcript has a single exon. NCBI's taxonomy places the organism in Eukaryota, Fungi, Ascomycota, Pichiomycetes, Serinales, Debaryomycetaceae. Gene Ontology annotation, cellular component: cytoplasm. The coding region runs from base 1 to 2262 and encodes 753 amino acids. Gene Ontology annotation, biological process: tRNA export from nucleus.
AUGAACUUUCUAUCUAAAACUUUAAGUACCUUGACUGGUACUUCGAUUCCUUACACGGUGAAAGAGGAGAUUCCUACCUCGCCUAAGUCGAUAUGGACGGUUUACAAUGGGUUAAACCCGAAGGGAGAUAAUUCACCUGUUAGUAUUUUCGAAAUGAAUUUAAGGAAUGACGUGAAUAUCAAUAGAAACUACGUGUCAUUGGCCAGGAAUUGUUUUAAGAAACUGAAAUUGGUUAAAUUUCCAGGUAUUAUUAGUAUAAUUGAUUUUAUUGAAAAUGAUAAUUAUUUAUAUAUAAUUACCGAACCAGUUAUUCCAUUACAAAGCUAUUUGAAGCAAUAUGGGAACGAAGUAGGAGAUGAUGCAAAAAUUUAUGGGAUUUACAAUAUUGGAGAGACCUUAGAUUUUAUUAAUAUGAAAUGUCAAUGCGUUCAUGGAUCCUUAUCUGUUUAUAAUGAUUCAGUGUUUGUUAAUAAACUGGGGGAAUGGAAGUUGUUUGGAUUUGAAUUAUUAACGAAUUUAACGAGCGAUCCGGAUCAACCAAUCUAUAGAUUGAGUGGAUAUUCACCAAGUUUCCAAGAUGAAUUACCAGGUGAUGUUUUAAAUCAGGGCAUUGAAGCAAUUAGAGGAUUCCCAAUUAGAUUUGAUUCUUACAAAUACGGUAUUUUCAUUCAUCAAAUAUUCAAUCAAGGGAUAGAUUUCAAUAAUAUUGGUAAGAUGCCAAAACAAUUAAGCGUUCAGUACAAAAAAUUGAUAAAUCCAAAAUUGAAUUUACGGAUAUCAAUACAAGCUUUCUUGAAAGAAACCGGGAAAUUUUUUGAAUCGAAUAAAGUUAUUCAGUUUAACAAACAAUUAGAAGAAAUUCAAUUCAAAAAUGAUUUUGAAAAAUUGAAUUUUUUCAAAUUUGAACUUUCGAAUUACGUUGGAGAAGAUAUUGAUAUAAAAUUUCCCCCUGGGUUUUUAGACUUUAAGUUAUUACCCGAAUUGAUUAACCAGUAUAACAAUCUUCUCAAGCCCAACAAUGCUCAACAACUGGUUGAAGACUUACAGCAAAGACAAGAAACCACUAGUGUUUUAUUAAACUAUAUACUAAAAUUUGGAGUUAAGUUGAAUAAAGACGAAUUUUGUCUUAAAGUCAAGCCAAUCAUACUCAAUGCAUUCCAAUCUGCUGAUAGAUCGAUACGUCUUAUAUUGUUAACUCAUUUAUCAUCGUAUAUUGAAAAUUUGACUGAAGGAGAUAUUCAAUCUAAAGUUUUUUAUAAUUUGAUAACUGGAUUUCAGGAUACCAAUUUCAUGAUUAGAGAAACCACAUUGACCUCGAUAAUGAUUAUAAUUGAUAAAGUAUCGGUUAAGCAAGUUAAUCAGGAUUUAUUGAAAGUGCUUGCUAAAUCCCAAAUGGAUCCCAAACCGUCAAUUAGAACUAAUACUUUGGUUCUUAUAAUUAAGAUAUCCGAUAAAAUAUACCAAAAUUCAAAAAAUAAUGUCUUAAUUACCGCAUUAUCGAAAUCAUUGAGGGAUAGUUUCAUUCCUUGUAAAAUGACAUCAUUAUCAGGAUUUGAAAAAUUGAUUAAUGAGUUUAGUUUGGAAGAAAUAUGUUCUAAAAUAUUGGGUCAAUUAGCAAUUCUGUUAAUGGAUAACCAAUCUUACAAAGUUAGAAAAGAAGCUAAACGAAUCUUUGAAUUAUAUUUGGAUAUGGUUGAAAAACAUGCUAGUACUUUACCCCGGUCAGAGAAUGAAGACGACGAGGACGCAGAAGAAAAAGAAUUUUUCAAAAAAUACGCUCCAAAUAAUAAUGGUUUGGCACAGCAAGUAUCACAGGCUUCACAAGACGUUACUCAAGCUUCCAAAUUCAAUUUUGGAUGGGGUAUGGUUAACAAACUAGUAGCUUCUUCGGAGGUAGAAGGAGAGUUAAACAACGACUUCAAUUCUUCGACUCCGGACUUAACCAGAGUCACCACCCCAACCAUAUCCAAUAAACGGGAGCCCGCCACAUCUUUUGCCAACGAUAUUAUCAACGAUGAUGAUUUGGAUGAUGGCUGGGGCGAUGAACUCAAUAAUUUAUCUUUGCAAGAUAAGCCAUCGGAAAAAUUAUCAACAAUUAGAUCAACAACUAGAGUUCCGACUAAAACAAAUAACAAUUCCCGUAAAACUAGCAGUUUGAAAUUAGGAACUAAGAAGGAUACUACAAGGAAGCCUCCAGGAUCAACCUUAAAAUUAGACCUUACAAUCGAUGACGACGUUGAAGAUGGCUGGGGUGGUUGGUAG